Messenger RNA from Branchiostoma floridae (Florida lancelet), 4960 nucleotides. RefSeq lists its product as uncharacterized. NCBI's taxonomy places the organism in Eukaryota, Metazoa, Chordata, Leptocardii, Amphioxiformes, Branchiostomatidae. Gene Ontology annotation, molecular function: protein binding. The coding region runs from base 1 to 4569 and encodes 1522 amino acids. The record is from RefSeq and is a predicted model, not a curated record. The transcript is spliced from 28 exons.
AUGGCUGUGGUGGGGGAUUCUGCCAACAUGGAGAAGAUUUUGCGUCAGCUUCGAUUGUUAGCAGACGAAGAAACAAUUGAUGAUGCCUCAAUGACCCACACCGAUGAGGAAACUACACAGAGUGAUGGAUCACCUAUCAACUCUAAGGAGACCAAACUUCUGGAUCUCUUGAAAAAGCUGACGACAUCAAAAUCAGAACAAAAAGAAAUGCCAGAAAAAGAAGAAGAGGUUUCAGACGUAGAGCAGAACUACGACUUGGCAGAAAUUGGAAGUCAAGAUUCCACUUUUGAAGGCACCGGGACAGGUAAAGAAGCAGGUGUAUAUGAAGAGCAGGUCCACGACGUGGCAGAGAUCGGACAUCAUAGUUCUGACUUUGAAGCUACGGACAGUAGUGCAGGAGAUGCAAAUGUAGAGCAGACCUACAAAAUGGCGGGGAUGGGAGACGACGAUGCCACUUUUGCAGCUACGGAAGAGGGCGAGGAAGAAGAUGCAGAUGUAGAGAAGAACAACAACCUCUCAGCAUUCGGAACUCACAAUUCAACUUUUGAAGCUACGGAAGAGGAAAAUACGGACGGGGAGAAAAAUUACAACGUGGCAGAAAUCGAUCAACCCAAUUCCGCUUUUGAAGGACCCCAAAAUGAGACAGGAAGUUCUACUGACGGCUCCAAACAGACAAAAAAGGCCGUCCCUGCGUUCCUGGCUGCGGCAGCAAAAGAAAUAGGAGGAAAAGUCGUCAGCAAGCUUGGCGACAGGAUCGCGGAAGGUGUAGUGGAAAACCACCAGGAUAAGGUGGUGAACGGUCUGCAGGACUACCUGGGGAAACAGAUGGACAAGUUUGACGACGAGUACAAAGAUCUGUUGAAAGACACCAGUGGACUUGCGGCGGGUUUGAACCGACCGGUCGAGGAGGCGGACAUUCAGCUUCUUCCUAAGGCAGGAGCCACGAUGGGUAACAUGUAUGCACCACCAGGCUGGGAGAUCCGCCAUAAGUACAAGUACAAGGAUGACAGAGAUGAAAACAUGGGCAGCUCCAGUGGACAGACAGCAGCCUACACCUACCCAGCCGGACUAGGACCAGUUCUGAUGAACGGCUGCUUCGGGACCGGCUAUAAGAAUGGGGACCCCUGUUGGGAGGCCAAGAUACCACUGGAAGGCUGUCCGAACAUGAUAGAUGGUGCGACCUACCUCGGUGUCGGCUUCGACGGAAGAGGUGUGUACUCGGCAGAGUCCAGGAAGAAAAGCGUCAUACAGAGAUCAUGCGAAAACCUGCAAACUUAUGGUGAAAAUGAAGUUCCCGACUCCAUGACUUUGCAAGGCAUCUACGACACCAACGUGGAGUCCUACACCUUCAGCUCAACAGAAGAAUACCGGCAGUACCUGGCGGAAAAAUCGGCCGUUACGUCUGCCAAGGCGAUGUUCCAGGAGGAAAUCAACAAGGCGUCUGGACACGGAGCAGGGGGCGGGGCUUUUGGAUUACUGUUCUCCGUAGGAGGCGGUACAUCCAGCCAGAGUGGCACAUCCAGCCAAUCAUCAGGCUCCAGUGCCAGCUCUUCUGCCAGCGCCCAGCUGAGUGAGCAGCACACACAAACAUUCAUGGCUAUGUUGGAAAUAAACAUAUUCAGGUAUGAGAUCUUCAUGGACGACGUGACGCCAGACCGGCUGAAUGUGGGUUUCCUGCGAGAUUUCAUCUCACUACCGGAAUCCUACUUCUCUCCUGGAGCAGAAAUCAUCUUCCAAAAUUUCUACCUCCGCUGGGGAACACAUUACAUCAAGUCAGCCAAAUUCGGAGGCCAGCUGAAAAUCAUCAAAACGAAACAAGCUACAAAGGACCUGUCGAUGUCUGAAUUUGCCUCAAAAGCCGAGUCCGACUGGAAGAUGACUCUCAGCACCUUCUCGGCUCAGGCGUCACAAACCAAGUCCAGCAGCUGGUGGCAUGAGCACGAGACGAAGACUGAGUCACAACAAUCAACAGGACAGGCGGCUUCCGGUUCAGAGUCUCAGGCGAACAGAGAACAACAGAAGCAAGCGUCAUCGCAAGACUACAGCAACGAGAUGCUGGAGGUUCAAGGUGGAGACCAGAAGAUUGCCGCAGCCAUCACGGAGAUGUACAAGACAAGCCUUACAACUGAGCUGAAGGACUGGUUGGAGUCCAUUAACGACUACCCCAAACCCUUCUCCUUUGUGUUGAGACCAGUUCCAGAUCUACUAAACAUCCCUCUCGUCUCGCUCUUUCCUACAGGGGUGCUGGAUUAUGGUUGUUUUGGUAAAAGGGAUCUAAAAACAGAAGAGGGAACGGGUCGAAAAUAUUACACACAAACGACAACCAAACAAGUUGGUGAUGACAAGGGAGCUAAGAAUAGUAGCGAAACGGUAACGGUCUCUGAGAUCCGUUAUUGUAACUUCGCUAACCGUAAAGCCCUUGAGGACAGCAUGACUAAGAAGAGACUGUCCCUUGGACGUGCUGUGACGGUGUACCUGGAAGAGGGUCGUCUCCUGAGCUCAGACUUCCUCCUGCCCGCUGGAGAGGCAGGUUGUGAAACCGCCAUGUUGGCCUUCCUUCAGGGGGACAACACCGGCGUGCCUACAUGGGCAGACAUGACCGGAGGGAAGGAGUUCACGGUCGUUUUCGACAUGCCGUACGACAUCCCGGGGAUCCUUCAGGCUCAGGACGUGCUGGAACUGAAGUUCUUUCGUCACAAGUGGUUUUCCUACAGGAGAGGAUUUGUGCCGCAUUUGUAUGACGGCUACAAGAACGGUGGAAGCAACGAUCUCCAGGGAAAAAAGGUCAGUGUCCAGGGCCUUGUCAUGACGUACAACGAGGAAACCGGUGUCUUUACUGUUACGGAUGACGACUUUGAGGCGUCAGCUCCCCUUGUACAAGACCUACCAGACUGGAUAAAAAGUCGUGACGUAGCCAGAGCUGAGUAUAAAAAACUACUCAGCCACCUCAGCAAGAAAUCUGAUACAGUAGGAGACGUUCCGUGUAGCAUCCAUUGGUCCAACGCACAUCGCUUUGAUCCGACCAACGGAGGAAAGUGCAUCCACUUCACUGCAGCAUCAGAAGGAGACAUCUUUGUUGUGUUCGCCAGCAUCCCGCAGAACCAUGAGACCUGGGUGUACAUACAGAUCUCACCAGGAGGAGUGGCAUUAUAUAAGGCAAUGCGGCUGCAAACCACUCAGCUGAAUGACAACGCCGGUGGUCUGGGUUCGGCAACACUGUACCAAAAUUACUUUGUCUGUGUGACUGAAGAUGUGGAGGAGACUAACACAGUCAUUCAAUACGGGAAGACACCUGACAAUGAGGAGCGACCACAUGUGUGGCUGAGUUUCACAUUUCCCGAGCUGGCGUCCCUUCGAUACUAUUCCUUCGGCAGUGGGGAGUCUCCUGUCAAGGUGAUGGGACUGUCACUGUUGGACAGCCCGGCAAAAGACUUCAUCAUCUGCCGACAAGGGACGGAGAUGAUCAAUGGGGUGUGUCAACAGAAAUGUCACCCAGAGUGUGAAGGUUGCCGUACAAGUGGAUCGAACUCUCCAAUGGACUGCAUCGCCUGUAAACAUCUGAAGGUGCCUUACCCCUACAAGGAGGGCCCUAUCGACGCCUUUAAGUGUGUCGCGCAGUGUCCUCAGCAUAUGGAACCCGUUAAUGUUAAAAAAACCUGUACAUGCAUCAAAAGGAUGGAGGAGACACGCUCUGAUGGUGUCGUGGACUGUGUGACAGAGUGUCCCCUGACUCACUUUAAUGAAAACAAAGUCUGUAAAAAAUGCAGCAGCUUUUGUACAGACGUCAGUAAGAAUGGAAAGAGGGUUUGCUCAGGACCCACUUCAGCAGACUGUGACACGUGCAAAUAUAAAAGAGACGGACGUUGUGUGGAAGGUUGCAGUCCUGGACAGAAGGCUGUCAGAGGAGAAGACGGGUCUUUUACCUGUCAGCAAUGUCAACCUGGCCACGAGUGUAAGCUGGGGGACGAGCAAGAAGACAUCUGUCCAGCGGGAAAGUACAGUAACGAUGCCAGGACAGCGUGCGAGCUGUGUGCAGCAGGAGAGUUCAGCAGCUCUCCGGGGGCGACGUCCUGUCAGAAGUGUCCAGCUGGACAAACCAGUACACCAGGAUCUUCUGACUGCAAACGUGCAUGGCUGAUACAGGAUCCUUCUUGGGUUGCGGACUCCACCGGUCCACCCUCGGUCAACAAUGGAGUGACAAAUGAUGCUGCAAAAGCAUUGGACGGGGAUACUGAAACCUACUGGGAACCACUGACCGACAAGAAUGUCAAAACCUGGUACAUCUCACUGGACCUCAAAGAGCCCAUUACUUUGAACCACAUCGCAGUCAACAACUACGGCGACAACUACCACGACAUUGCAGCAUUCACUUUACAAAGGGUUGGAAGUUCGUACAACUGGGAGGACGUCUUGUCCGUUACCAACGUGCAGGGAGGGACGGAGCGGCGUCAGGAGUUCGGUGGGUUCCAGGAAACAGCGCGCUAUUGGAAAUUUGUGAUCACUCGGACCCAGACGGACUGGAGGCCAAGGCUCAGAGAACUCAACCUCUCCGGAUUUAAAUCAGGUUAAACCAAGUGUUUUGAUGCUCUCAGAGGUUGACGAGGCCAGCAAGGUUACCUUUCCUACAAGGUACAUUACAUAGAUUAUUUUAGUCUCUACCAGACUCCGGUAGCACGCGUGCUGUUCCCUAGUCGGCUAUACUUCUCUGCCCGGCUUACUCCUCUAUUUGUUCCAUUUCUACGAUUUUCCAGCGAUCCGGAGUCUGUUAGAGACUAAUAUUAUUUCGUUUUUGAUCCCGAUUUACGUAAUACGAUAGUUUGCUUUUUAUGCCGCAUAUUCUUUUUGACGACAACCACUAAGCAUGAAAAGAAAGCACUACUUAAAAACAACUUAUUUCUAGUUCGCAUAGUUAUUGUUUCCGGAUUUACAAACUGUCUUUUCAAAUAUUUCCGUGUAAAGU